Molecule: messenger RNA, 1086 nt
Organism: Raphanus sativus (radish)
Lineage: Eukaryota; Viridiplantae; Streptophyta; Magnoliopsida; Brassicales; Brassicaceae
Exons: 1
Coding region: 1-1086 (361 amino acids)
Source: RefSeq, a predicted model, not a curated record
AUGGCUGGUAUGAUCGGUCUCAUGCCCACAACUUGGAGAGUCUAUGGAAGAGUUAGAGGGAUCGCUCUGUCUCGAGACCGUUUUCAGUUUAUCUUUCAGAGGGAGGAAGAUCUGGUGACAGUACUUAAUGAUCGUCCUUGGUCCUAUAACCAUUGGGCUCUGGCUCUAGAGAGAUGGAAUGCGUCUCCUCCUGAAGACUUUUUGAGCACGAUGGGGGUCUGGAUCCAUAUCAAGAACAUCCCAUUGAUCCACUUUACCACUGGAACGAUGUACAAGUUUGCUUCUGAGAUCGGUAAAGUGGAGAUGAUUGCGUAUGAUCCUAAAAUCUCUCACACUAAGGAGUAUGUAAGAGCAAAGAUCACAUUUCAUGUGGAUAACCCUGCUAAGGCUUCCAGGAAGUUGUCUCUGAAAUCUGGUGGUGAGGCUCUCAUUGAGUUUGAAUACGAGAGAAUCCACAAGCGUUGCUUCCAUUGCUUGCGUAUCACGCAUGAAAAAAUUCGGUGCCCUCUGUUAAGGAAAGGUUACCAAUUGAAUCGGGGAACAGCUAGCAGUUCAGUGACGCCCCCUGCACAACCAACAAGUCCAACUCCGCUGCUGAAGAAUAGAGUGGAAGCGCUGGAGGCUCCUCCUGGUUUUCCACCGAUGUUUCCUGAACUUUCAAAAGCAGAUCAACAGAUGGCUAUGCUCUAUAUCUCUCACUCUGAUGAGACUGAACGCAAUGCGAGAAUUGUCAGAGUGAAACAGGGCAUUGAAAAAAAUGCAAGAGAAUCCUCCAUCCGCUUAACGAGAAUCACUAAUGAGAUUGACAAGGGGAAAGGUCAUGUAUUUCAAUACCCUGAGAGUCCUCCUGCACUCGAAGGAAAUGGGAAGCGAUCACGUGCGGAACACGUCUUCCGUUUGAAAGAUGUAGAAGAGGAAGCGGAGUCUUCUGCAAGUUUCUGUGAUACUCUUUCUGCUCCAGCUGCUGUUUCGACGGGUUUUCAGCUUGGCCCCUCUUCGGAGGGGCGUGCUUCCGGAAACUUAAGCGUUGGAAAGAGCCAGAGGAAACGACCUCAGUCUUGGAAGAGGAAACUAAACCCCAAGUGA